Messenger RNA from Gastrolobium bilobum, 1078 nucleotides. RefSeq lists its product as uncharacterized. The transcript is spliced from 3 exons. The record is from RefSeq and is a predicted model, not a curated record. NCBI's taxonomy places the organism in Eukaryota, Viridiplantae, Streptophyta, Magnoliopsida, Fabales, Fabaceae. The coding region runs from base 72 to 941 and encodes 289 amino acids.
CAAUUGUGUGAUUUCAAUUGACACCUCUUCGCCCUGCAUCUCUUGUGGAUUAGAAAUUAACAAUUCUAGGAAUGCAUAAUUGUGUUGAGGGAAGUAAACGUCAAUUACCACCAUGGAUGAUGCAGAAGGUUGGUGCCAGCCAUGUAAGUAACACUGGCAAUGUUGUUGAAUCUAAUUGCUAUAUGGAAAAAGGAGACAUCAUUGCAGCAAAUGCUACAAAGAAAGAUCCCAAGAAGGAAACUUCAAAGAGGAAAUCGAAUUUAAAUGCAAAUUGUGAAGUUAAGGGAAAAAGAAAUUUAGGCCAACAGGGUGGAAACAGCAAUGAUAUUUCUCAAAAGAAGAAGAUGAAGAAGAAAGGCGAUAGGUCCAGCGGUAGAGUUCAGAGAUCUUCUAUAAAGAAAGGCCAAAAUUUAGAGGAUCUCAGCCAUGGUAGUUAUGAUGUACAUCCAGAUCAAGCAUCUAGUCUUGAUGAUGUUGACCUGACAAUUGAAGAUUUAAUGGCCAUAGCAGAACAGUAUGUCAGAGAUUAUGAGAACACGGAGCAACAAGAAACAUCAGGGAGACAGUGCAAAUCAAAAUGGCAAUUUCCAGCUAUAACUGAAGCAGGAACUACCCUUGAUUCCCCUUGUGAAAACAAAAAAUCAUCUAGUUCUAGAAGGGAAGCUUUAUAUAGUUCUACUCCAACAACAACUGGUGAAUUAAUUGCUACAAGUUCCUCUCAAACAGGUCAUCCUGCUCAAGACAUGCUGGACCUGUUCUUGGGUCCCUUGCUGAGGAAAACCCUUGAGAAGGAGGAAAAGAGAAAAUCUACUGUAGAAAGUUUAGAGAUUACCCAUGAGUUCAAUAGGCUAAGUCAAGAUGAAAAUGUUGGAGAAGAAAUGGUCCCCUUGAUGAAGAAAAGAAACACUUUGAAAGACAAGGUGGCAAUGUUUCUUGACUAAGAUAUGUAGAUUCAUCAACACUAAUAUGCAUGUCAUGGCAAAUUGUAGAUUCUUGCAUGACGUAUGGUAAUAGCUUCACCUGUAAAUGAUUUGAUAAUUGCAGUCUCAUCCUAAAAGUUCAUCAGUGAUAAUGUUAU